Molecule: messenger RNA, 516 nt
Organism: Rotaria sp. Silwood1
Lineage: Eukaryota; Metazoa; Rotifera; Eurotatoria; Philodinida; Philodinidae
Source: the annotation of a GenBank genome assembly
AUGUCAAUAAAUUCCAUUGAAAAUCUUUCUGACGAAUUGUUUUAUGAAAUUUUCGAUUAUCUUAAUGGUUGUGAAAUCUAUCAUACUUUUUCAAAUCUUAAUUAUCGUUUUGAACAAUUAAUCAAUUCUUCAUCACUUCUAUUAAAAAUCAAUUCUUUACGUUCAAAAGAAGUAUUUAUGAAUAAUUAUCAACAAGUUUUACACCUCAAUAAAGAUCAAAUAUUUUCAAUUCACUUAUGGUUAUCAGAAAAUACUAAUCAAAUUAUUUCAUCACUUAACAUCGAUUCAUCAUUUAUUCGUCUUGAAUCUCUUAUUUUUAAUUCCAUUGAACCAGAUCUAUUAGAUACACUUCUUCCUAAAUUGAUUUAUUUACCUCGUCUUUUCUCGUUAAUAAUCGAUACAUGGUCUACUCAAAAAGAGUUAGGUGAUACCUAUCAAUUAAUUUUCAAUUUACCAAAAUUAAAAUAUAUCAAAUAUACAGCAAUGGAAUCUAAUGAUAUUGAUAUAACUAUUUGA